Messenger RNA from Rhodamnia argentea, 729 nucleotides. Its product is annotated as glutaredoxin-C3. Gene Ontology annotation, cellular component: cytoplasm. Gene Ontology annotation, molecular function: glutathione disulfide oxidoreductase activity. Lineage: Eukaryota; Viridiplantae; Streptophyta; Magnoliopsida; Myrtales; Myrtaceae. The record is from RefSeq and is a predicted model, not a curated record. The transcript has 4 exons. Gene Ontology annotation, biological process: cellular response to oxidative stress. The coding region runs from base 87 to 491 and encodes 134 amino acids.
GUUCACACGGAGCUCACAAGAAGCAGAAGAAAACCAGACGAGCGAAGCAUCUCCAACCUCCUCCUGCUCCAGCGAAGAAGAAGAAGAUGAUUGGCAGCUACCAGCGGAGAGCUCGCCUUCUUCUCCUGGGGCUGAUGGCGGUUCUCCUGUCUCUCGGAGUCGCUCCGAAGGAGGCCACUGCCUCGACUUCAUCGUCGGCCUUCGUGCAGAACGCCAUCUAUUCCAACAAGAUCGCCAUCUUCUCCAAAUCCUACUGCCCGUACUGUUUACGUGCCAAGCGCAUUUUCAGUGAACUGCGUGAGCAACCUUAUGUUGUGGAACUUGAUCUUAGAGAUGAUGGUGGUCGAAUUCAAAACGUUCUUUUAGAUCUCACUGGUCGACGCACGGUCCCACAAGUAUUCGUGAAUGGCAAGCAUAUUGGUGGAUCAGAUGAUCUCAGUGCUGCAGUCACGAGUGGUCAGUUGCAGAAGCUCCUCUCCAGCAGUCGAUGAGUAACAGGAAAUCAGAUGUAGUAGGAUAUGACCCAUCUUUGUUUCGUUUUGACGUGUCCCAUUUUGUAAAAUAAGGUGCGAGCCUUUAGAUUGUACAAAGGUACAGCCUUUUUUCGGCAUUGGUUGGGGCUAUUGGUUCCUGCAUGCCUAUUGAGUCUGUAAGUACUCCUUCGGGAACUAAAACCAUCAAGAUAAGAACAAACAUGGUUGGCUUUGUGAACAUUACUUUCACAUUCAA